UCAAACGUGGUUCAAUUAAAAAACAAAGCGCAAAAUUAGAGCAGCGUAUUUCCCCGGAAUCAAAAGUAAUUAUUGGGGGUACGAAACCCCUAGACGAUUGUUUGAUGCGUGCAAUCUAUCCUUGCAUGAAUAAUACACCUGUCCCUACAUCCUACGAUAGAGUUGCUGAAGGUUUGAACAAUCGUAACUCGUAAUAGAACUCUUGUUCUUUUGACUAAAAUAAUGAAUAUUAAAUACCAAAUAUAGAUUCUUUUACAUGGAACCCCCAUGGUCCAUGCCCCUUGAUAGAGCCCUCCAAGUGGGAAUGACAUUUGGGGGCGCUGUAACAACUAGACGAGCCACGAUGCGCAAAGCAUAGACAACAGGAAACAAGGAGGCCGUUGUCUGUCUACGCACAUACAUACAUCACUCUCCACGGAUUUGUCACAGCUGCUAAUCAAACCCUCGAGUGGCGCAGGAACAGAAAGGAACGACACAACGUUAAUAAGAAGAAACGCUAAAGUUUAGUUCAGGAGGGGUUCGAACCCGCGAUCUCAGAAUUUCAAUGGCGGUCCCCAAAUCAUGUUAACCAGCUUCACUUCUAUCCCGAUAAAAGUAAAUUACUGUAGAUAUUUCAAUUGAUCGAUGUAAGUGGAGUUGCAAACUGAGAAUGCUGUUAUACAUGGUGAACAAAUAGAAAAUCAAAACUCUUUGGUAAACUGGGAAGCAGGUGUUUUGGUUGUGAAUAGUGCUGGUGGAUAUAUGCAACACAGUAUAAUGACAAUGUCUGGUCAUUUUAUAAAAACGAAAAAGCGUCCAUUGGUAGAAUGUUUGACUUGCCCUCUCUGCGACAACCUCCUGAGAGAAGCUACAACAAUAUGCGAGUGCCUUCAUACCUUUUGUAAGGAUUGUAUUUAUCAGAAGCUUGCUGAAGAAGAUACAUAUCAUUGCCCUAUAUGCAAUGUAUAUCUUGGUUGCUUGCCUAAGGAAAAGCUAAGGCCAGAUAAUAACUUGCAAGAUGUCAGAAGCAAAAUAUUCCCUUUGAAAAAGAAAAAGAUGAAAGCAGCUGAGAAUAAUUCCCUUGGUUCCGCACCUGCUAGGAGAAAGGAACGCUCGCUGUCCUCAUUGGUAAUUAAUACUCCUCCUGUGUCAGCACAGGCUGGCUUAUCAAGCCGAACAAAAGCUGUUGCAAGAAAAGCUGGUGCAUCAAGAGGAAUAGGCAAUAAGGUAAACAGUGGAAAGGAUGUAGACGUAGCACUGGAUAAUUCUGAAAGGCUUGACUCGAUAGAACGCCCAAACAAGAUGUUUAUAAAGAAACAGUUCCCUCAGCGUAAUUCAGGCAGCGAUCCAUCGAAUCAAAUUGCUGAUGAUGACAUAAAAAAUAUUACCAGUCCAGAAAGUGGUCGACAAAGAACAGGCAAAGGUACAUCAUGGGAACCAUUAGCAUGUCUUGCAGAGGCAGCAAACAGGACAGAGAUCUCUCAACCACCUUUGCUAGGUUUGCCUGCUAUCAAAACAGAAGAAGCUGAGAAGUAUCGAAGUAUGAAGCACACAAAUGGAAUUAAGAAGAGAGGUUCAGGUCCAGUAAAUGUAGCUAGAAAAAAGGAGUCAGGCAAGGUUCAUCCUGGUACAAACUCAAAGAUAGCUCGGAAAUUGCAUCCUACAGGUCCAGAGAGAAUGUCCAUAUCAAGGAAACAAAGAAAUGUAGCUUUGGAAAAUGAUUCUUCUGUAAAGUAUGAAAGAAGAAGUAAUCCUGUCUGGUUUGCCUUGUUAGCUUCUGAAACUCAAGCUGGAGACAAUGCUCUUCCACAGAUUCCAAAAUGUUAUCUCAAAGUCAAAGAUGGAAAUGUACCAGUUUCAUAUGUGAAGAAAUAUCUUGUAAAGAAGCUUGACUUGAAAAACGAAUCUGAGGUUGAAAUAACAUGCUGUGGCCAACCUAUUGUUCCAAGCCUAUCUUUGUACAGUCUUGUGGAGUUCUGGAUACAGUAUGCUGCUUCAUCAGACCGGCUAUCCUCUUUACAGGAAAUGGAUCAUGAAAGAGCUGAAUCUAGAUUCAAUUCAGAAUCAAGAAGCCCCACUGCAGAGGAGUUUAUGAUGGUGCUAAUUUAUGCAAGAAAGUCCCCACGAGGAUCAUCCUAGCUGGCAGGACAUUUGUUUUGAGGAAAUUUGGUGGAUAUAUGCACAGCAGAUGAGAUGCAAAUAAAGUUUCAAAAUUGUUUCAUUCUUUAGAAUUUGCCUUCUACACUAUACAAGUGUUCACAAAUUUGGGAGCCAUCUGGAAUGAUGGCUAUGGCAUUGUGAAUACAAUCCUGCCGAGAGAUAUCAUUGUGAGGAAACAAUCUUGCUUGGAAUUAAUUUUUCUUCUGAUUUUUGCUUCAGCAGAUGAUAUAAUCACUAAUGAGAUGUAGUGGGGAAGGAGAGGAAUAGUGUACUUGGUAAUAAUGAUAUUCCUUGAAUGAUUUUGGGAACAUAAGCAAUGCUUGAAAGCAUUCUUGUGGUUUCCGCUGAUACAAGUUUUUCUUUUUACUGUGAAUCUCUGCUUUAUGAGUUUUAGUUUUUUAUUGGGUAUAAUCUAACGAGAAAAGAAUGAUCACAGUGUCAUUUGGCA
This is a messenger RNA of Cryptomeria japonica (Japanese cedar), 2587 nucleotides long. RefSeq names its product E3 ubiquitin protein ligase DRIP2. Bases 742 to 2118 code for a protein of 458 amino acids. Gene Ontology annotation, molecular function: ubiquitin-protein transferase activity. Lineage: Eukaryota; Viridiplantae; Streptophyta; Pinopsida; Cupressales; Cupressaceae. The transcript is spliced from 9 exons. The record is from RefSeq and is a predicted model, not a curated record.